Erinaceus europaeus (western European hedgehog) is the source of this 3049-nucleotide messenger RNA. It is a transcript of the gene AKAP7, whose product is annotated as A-kinase anchoring protein 7. The record is from RefSeq and is a predicted model, not a curated record. NCBI's taxonomy places the organism in Eukaryota, Metazoa, Chordata, Mammalia, Eulipotyphla, Erinaceidae. The coding region runs from base 109 to 1128 and encodes 339 amino acids. The transcript has 9 exons. Gene Ontology annotation, cellular component: cytosol. Gene Ontology annotation, molecular function: protein kinase A regulatory subunit binding.
CUCCUCCCCGGCCUCCAGCUCCGCCCCGCGCCCUGCCUGGGGCGGCUGAGGCGGACUAUUUACCCCACAGCAGGCUUCCCAGACUCACGGCUCGCUUGUGCCGCCGCCAUGGAGCAACCCGGAGUGGGGAGAAUAAAUUCCAACGAGAAUGAAAAUGCAUCAGAAAAGAAGAAAAUGUCUGAAGAAUUUGAAAGCAAUACUAUAAUGGAAUCACUGAUAGAUAUGCCACUUGCUACAUUGGAUAUUAAAGAGGAAUUUGGAAUUACUGAUGUAGCUCAUAAAAAUAAGGAGAGCAGUAAAGGAAAUGAACAAGUCAGAAAAGAUAAAAGAAAGAAGAGGAAAAAAAAAGAUUAUCAACCUAACUAUUUUCUGUCCAUUCCAAUCACCAACAAAGAGAUUACCACAGGAAUUAAGAAGCUGCAAAAUGCAAUAAUAGAACAAGACAAGCGACUUGCAAAAACAAUGAGUAGAGAUGGUUCUUUUCAUAUUACCCUGCUAGUGAUGCAAUUAUUAAAUGAAGAUGAAGUAAACAUUGGGAUUGAUACUCUUUUGGAGUUGAAACCACUCAUAGAAGAAAUCCUUCAAGGAAAACAUUUGACUUUGCCCUUUCAAGGGGUUGACACUUUUGAAAGUCAAGUUGGAUUUGUGAAGCUGGAAGAAGGAGAUCACAUAAAACAACUUUUGGAGAUAGCAGAAGUUGCAAAAAGAACAUUUCAAGAAAAAGGCAUCUUGGCUGGAGAAGACAGAAGUUAUAACCCUCAUUUGACCUUUAUGAAAUUGUCGAAAGCAUCAUGGUUGAGGAAGAAGGGAGUGAAAAAAAUAAAUCCUAAAUUGUAUGAAAAAUUUAUCAAUCACAGAUUUGGAGAAGAAAUGGUAUAUCGUAUAGAUCUUUGCUCCAUGCUGAAGGAAAAGCAGAGUAAUGGUUAUUAUCACUGUGACUCUUCAGUUGUGAUUGGUGAGUUGGAAGGCUCGUCCUCUACAGUCUUGCAGAGAUACAGAAAGGAUAUACACAGCUGGCCACGUGGGUUAUUGCUGGGGCUUGGUACCUGCACCACGAAUCCACUGCUCCAGGAGGAUAUACUGUCCAUGUUUUAUCAUUGUUGUGGUUAUUAUUGUUUUUGUUAUUGAUGUCAUUGUUGCUGUUGGAUAGGACAGAGAGAAGUGGAGAGAGGAGGGGAUGACAGAGGGGGAGAGAAAGAUAGACACCUGAAGACCUGCUUCACCACUUGUUAAGCGACCCGUCUACAGGUGGGGACCCAGGGGCAUGAACUGGGAUCCUUACUCCGGUCCUUGAGCUUUGUACCAUGUGCGCUUACCCUCUGCACUACCACCCAACCCUCCAAAUUACCCACUUUGUUUUACUGAAUGUUUGAAAGGCAAUACACGAACAGGAGUGUUAACUGCAGACUUACUGACUACUGCAAUUGCCUAUUUCAUAAAGUAAUCCUUAACAGAAAACUCAGUGAUGACACAGGCACCCAUUGUUAUUAAUUGCAUCUAACUAGAAAACAUUUUCCUUGCCUUGCCCUUUCCUCUUGCAUGUGUUCCUGUUUAGAAAUAUAUUACCUCUAUGGGAAAUGAAACAGGUAAAUGUCCAAAGAUGAAUAUUAUUACCUCAAAUGGCACAAACUUUCUGCCACUGGAAGUAGUCAAUCAUAGUAUGAGAUAUUUUAUUUUAUUUUAUUUUAUUGUGGGGAGGUGCUAAUGAAUUACAGCACAUUUGUCUAUACAUGUGUAUGGUUUCCUAGUUCUGCAUAACAGCUGCCUGCUACAAACUCUUGUCCUCCCCACUGCCCCCUAAUCAAGGACCUCCAGCUUCCUUUCCCCCAACUAGGGAUGUUUUAAGGGACAAAGGAACAACAUGAAUAAUGCUCAGUUUUUUUCCAGUUAGCCCUGGUAUUCUGUGGUGCUGAAAAUAAAAGUGUUAGUAUGUAUUCUACCAAACCCCAUAUUUUAACUUUUACAAGUAUGUAUUUUAAUAAUACCCACAUUUUACUAUUUAAUAUAAAGAUAUAUUUUUCCUUUCCCAUUUGUUGCAUUUAUUUAGAUUUAAAAUCACUUCAUUUGGGUAAAUAAUGAUUUAUAAGACAGUUACCACAUGUGUACAAUUUGUAUUCUCCCAGUGAUAGAUUUCUGCACAGCAUGCUCUCAACUGACUGACAUUUUUCCCCACUAUAUAAGUUUUUUUAUAUUUAUUUAUUUUCCCUUUUGUUGCCCUUGUUUAUUGUUGUAGUUAUUGUUGUCGUUGUUGUUGGAUAGGACAGAGAGAGAUGGAGAGAGGAGGGGAAGACAGAGAGGGGGAGAGAAAGAUAGACACCUGCAGACCUGCUUCACUACCUGUGAAGCGACUCCCCUGCAAGUGGGGAGCUGGGGGCUCGAACCGGGAUCCUUACCUUGGUACUUGCGCUUUGCACCACAUGCGCUUAACCCACUGCGCUACUGCCCAACUCCCUAUAGAAUGUUGGUUCCCCAGUCCCCUUUCUGGUCCCUCCCAAUUCUCUGGGUUUUGUUUGUUUGUUUUUGUUUUUUUUUGCCUCCAGGGUUAUUGCUGGGGUUAGGUGCUUGCACUAUGAAUCCACUCCUCUUGGACGCUAUUUUUUUGUUUUUAUUGCCCUGUUGUUUAUUGUUUUUGUUAUUAUUGUUAUUGCUGUCAUCAUUGUUGGAUAGAACAGAGAGGAGGAGAGAAUGAGGACACAGAACUUUGGGGUUGGAAGUGUGCAGAAUUAUACUCCUGUUAUCUUACAGGAGUUUUGUAAAUCAGUAUUGAGUCACUAAUAAUAUAGUUGUUUACACAUGACAAAAACAAAACAAAACAGCACGAGGAGAGGUUGAGUUACCAUGAUCUUGAAAACUUACUCAUUUAAUCCUAUUUGUCCCUUAGAGUUGGAAAUACAGUCAUGAUGUUCUGUCUCUUCUUCCUCAUUUCUCAGCUUCCUCUUUCUCAACAUUUUAAUUUAUUGAAUUGUUACCUUGUGCCUAUUAUGAUAAAAGAAUUAUUUGGAAAUCUGUCUAUGAAUGUAGCUAUUAGAAAUAAAUGUUCUUGGGGGCC